AUGAAAACUCAAUGUUUCAAAAUCCAUUAUCGAUUUUAUAAAUUCUUUUUUUUUCCAAUAUUUGGUAUAUCAAAUAAUCAAAUUCCCUAUAUAUUUCAAUUAAAACAUUUAUCUACAAAAAAUACUUGUCUAAAUUUUAUUAAAAAUUCAUUAAAUCAAAAAAACAAAGACUUUACAGAAAAUAAACGCUUAAAAUGGCAAAGAAAUGUAGGAAUUAGUGCCCAUAUUGAUUCAGGGAAAACAACAUUUACAGAACGUAUACUUUAUUAUACAGGAAAAAUUAAAAAUAUUCAUGAAGUUAAAGGAAAAGAUAAUAUUGGUGCAAAAAUGGAUUUGGAAAGAGAAAAAGGCAUAACUAUUCAGUCAGCAGUAACAUUUUGUGAUUGGAUAAAACAAAAAGAUGGUAAAAAACAAAAAUAUUAUAUUAACAUUAUUGAUACACCUGGUCAUAUUGACUUUACUAUUGAAGUUGAAAGAGCUUUACGAGUACUAGAUGGCGCAGUGCUUGUAUUAUGUGCCGUAUCAGGUGUACAGAGUCAAACUAUUACUGUUGAUAAACAAAUGAAAAGAUAUGGCAUUCCUCGUAUUUCAUUUAUUAAUAAAAUGGAUCGCAUUGGUUCAAAUCCAUGGAGAGUAAUUGAUCAAAUAAAAGAUAAAUUGAAAAUUGAAGCAGCUUCUAUACAUGUGCCUAUUUUCAAUGAUAUUGGGUUUAUAGGAGUUUUCGAUAUUAUAAAAAUGAAAGCAAUAUAUAAUGAAGGACAUAGAGGAACUAAAAUAGUCGAAAAGGAUGAAAUACCCAAUGACAUAAUAAAUUUGGUUGAAGAAAAGAGGGCAGAAUUGAUUGAAACUUUAGCAAAUAUAGAUGAUGAAAUUGCUGAAUUAUUUCUUGAAGAGAAAAUGCCUACUGAAGAACAAAUAUAUAAUGCAAUACGUAAAACAACUUUAAAUAAUAAGUUUACACCAGUUCUCAUGGGCUCUGCUCUUAAUGAUAUAGCUAUUCAACCUGCUUUGGAUGCUAUUUGUGAUUUUUUACCUUCACCUAUUGAAGUCGAAAAUAUUGCAUUAGAUGUUUCAGAUAAUGAAAAACCUGUUAAAUUAAUUCCAUAUGAUACAGAAAAGUUUGUUGGAUUAGCUUUUAAACUUGAAGAAAGUAAGUAUGGGCAACUUACAUAUCUUAGAGUAUACCAAGGAACUUUAAAAAGAGGGGAUUAUAUUAUUAAUGUAAAAACAAGAAAGAAAAUUAAAGUUCCUCGUCUUGUUAAAAUGCAUUCAAAUGAAAUGGAGGAUGUUGAAAAAGUAGGAUCAGGUGAAAUUUGCGCUAUUUUUGGUAUUGAUUGUGCUUCUGGUGAUACUUUUGCUAAUGAAUCUUUAACAUAUUCAAUGACAUCAAUGUUUGUUCCCGAACCUGUUAUUUCAUUAUCUUUAAAACAAAAAGGAAAAGAAUCUUCAAAUUUUUCAAAAGCUCUUAGCAAAUUUCAAAAAGAAGAUCCAACAUUCAAAGUUAGAUUCGAUCAUGAAAGCAAAGAAACUAUUAUUUCAGGAAUGGGAGAACUUCAUUUAGAUAUUUAUGUUGAAAGAAUGAAACGAGAGUACAAUGUUGAAUGCAUUUUAGGAAAACCUCAAGUUGCAUACAGAGAAACUAUUACAACUAGAUCUACUUUUAACUAUACUUAUAAAAAACAAACAGGAGGUGCAGGUCAGUUUGGUAAAGUAGAGGGAUAUAUAGAGCCUAUAAUCGAGGGUGAUCCUUCAAAUUUAAAUAUAGAGUUUUUGAGUACCGUUACAGGUGGAAAUAUUCCAACGAAUUUUAUACCUGCAUGUGAAAAAGGGUUUAAAGAUGCUUUAAAAAGUGGACUUUUAAUAGGGUCUCCAGUUAAAGGGUGUCGUAUGGUACUUGAGGAUGGUGCUGCACAUUCUGUUGAUUCAUCAGAAUUAGCUUUUCAUAUUGCAACUCUUAAUGCUUUUAAAGAAGCAUAUAAUAAAGCAAAUCCUAUUAUUCUUGAGCCUAUUAUGAAAUUAAGUGUUACAGCUGAUAAUGAGUUUUCAAGUGCAAUUAUUAAUGGACUUAAUAAAAAAAAAGCUGUUAUAUUAAAUACAGACAUUAGAUCUGACGAUUUUACAGUUGAUGUAGAAAUUCCACUAAAUAAUAUGUUUGGUUAUAGUACAGAUUUACGAGCAAGUACUCAAGGUAAAGGUGAAUUUACUGCUGAGUACAUAAAACAUUCUAAAGUUCCUGAUCAUUUUCAAGAAGCAAGUAUUAUAAGUUUAUAUUUAUUGUGUUAA
Messenger RNA from Pneumocystis jirovecii RU7, 2283 nucleotides. RefSeq names its product translation elongation factor G. The record is from RefSeq and is a predicted model, not a curated record. Gene Ontology annotation, cellular component: mitochondrion. Gene Ontology annotation, biological process: mitochondrial translational elongation. Lineage: Eukaryota; Fungi; Ascomycota; Pneumocystomycetes; Pneumocystales; Pneumocystaceae. The transcript is spliced from 12 exons. The coding region runs from base 1 to 2283 and encodes 760 amino acids. Gene Ontology annotation, molecular function: GTPase activity; GTP binding; translation elongation factor activity.